Molecule: messenger RNA, 8086 nt
Organism: Falco peregrinus (peregrine falcon)
Lineage: Eukaryota; Metazoa; Chordata; Aves; Falconiformes; Falconidae
Gene: COL6A2
Product: collagen type VI alpha 2 chain
Exons: 28
Coding region: 188-2935 (915 amino acids)
Source: RefSeq, a predicted model, not a curated record
GGGACGGGAGGGAGGGGGCUGGAGGCGGCCGCUCCGCCCCGCGCCCCGCCGCUCGCCCCCCGCCGCAGGGAGCGCCCCGCGUCCCGCCGCUCCCCAGCGCUGCGCCCCGGCCUUGGGGAGGGUUGGGGGAAGCAGAGUUCCAUGACUUCGUUUUCCAGGCAUCUAAAUAUCCAGUAGAACUGCUGAGAUGUUCCGACAAGCCUUUUUUUCCACUCUCCUUUGUGUGGCUCUGGUUCCUCUCCAUGCUCAGUUUAAUGGGGAUCCUGGAGAUGUCACUUCUACCUCCUGUGCAGAAAAGAGGAACUGCCCCAUCAACGUGUACUUCAUCAUUGACACCUCGGAGAGCAUUGCCCUGCAGACUGUGCCUAUUCAGAGCCUCGUGGAUCAAAUGAAGAAAUUCAUCCCUGAGUUCAUCAAUAAACUGGAGAGUGAGCUCUACCAGAACCAAGUCUACAUCACUUGGCAGUUUGGUGGACUUCAUUACUCAGACGUGGUGGAAAUUUACAGCCCUUUAACGAGCAGCAAAGACAUAUACCUCCCCAGGCUGUAUGCUAUCAACUACCUUGGCCGAGGCACCUUCACGGACUGCGCUAUCUCCAACAUGACAGAGCAGAUCCAGACCCAGAUGGCCUCAGGUGUGAACUUUGCAAUAGUCAUCACCGAUGGCCAUGUCACUGGCAGCCCCUGUGGGGGGAUGAAGAUGCAGGCUGAGAGGGCGCGAGACAUGGGGAUCAAGCUCUUCGCAGUGGCCCCCAGCAAGAACGUCUACGAGCAGGGGCUGCGGGAGAUUGCCAAUCUGCCCCACGAGCUGUACCGCAACAACUAUGCCAUCACGCAGAAAGACACCCUGGACAUCGAUAUGAAUACCAUUGACAGGAUAAUCCAGGCUAUGAAACAUGAAGCCUACGGAGAGUGCUACAAGAUGAGCUGCCUGGAGAUUGCAGGUCCACCUGGUCCCAAAGGAUACCGAGGGCAGAAGGGUGCAAAGGGGAACAUGGGUGAGCCAGGCUCCCCUGGGCUGAAGGGACGACAGGGUGACCCAGGUAUUGAAGGUCCGAUCGGAUACCCUGGUCCCAAGGGUGUCCCGGGGCUGAAAGGAGAGAAGGGAGAGAUUGGAUCUGAUGGACGGAGGGGUGCCGCUGGUUUGGCAGGCAGGAACGGCACUGAUGGACAGAAGGGCAAGCUGGGGAGAAUUGGACCACCGGGCUGCAAGGGAGACCCCGGUGACAAGGGCCCUGAUGGCUACCCAGGAGAUGCAGGAGACCAAGGUGAAAGAGGAGAUGAAGGCAUAAAGGGAGAUCCUGGCCGACCUGGUCGCAGCGGACCCCCAGGACCUCCAGGAGAAAAAGGAAGCCCGGGACUUCCAGGCAACCCUGGAGCUCAAGGGCCUGCUGGAAGCAAGGGAAGCAAAGGUGAACCAGGACCUCCUGGACCCAAAGGAGAGCCUGGUCGACGUGGAGAUCCAGGGACGAAAGGCAGCAAAGGCACUCCCGGGGGCAAAGGAGAAAGGGGAGAUCCUGGUCCUGAAGGUCCCCGUGGCCUGCCUGGCGAGGUUGGAAGCAAAGGAGCAAGGGGAGACCAAGGACUGCCAGGUCCCCGAGGCCCUUCAGGUGCCGUGGGAGAGCCAGGCAAGAUAGGAUCACGUGGGGACCCUGGUGACUUGGGCCCAAGAGGUGAUGCUGGACCACCAGGACCAAAGGGUGACAGAGGCAGACCUGGCUUUAGCUACCCCGGACCCAGAGGACCACAGGGUGACAAAGGUGAGAAGGGACUGCCAGGACCCAAGGGAGGAAGAGGUGAGGUUGGACCAAAAGGACUGCAAGGGACCAAAGGCGAGAAGGGGGAACCGGGUGACCCUGGCCCAGGAGGUGAGCCUGGACCCCGUGGUCCAACUGGUGAACCUGGCCCCGAGGGGACCGCUGGCCCACCAGGAGACCCUGGCCUGACUGACUGCGACGUGAUGACCUACGUGCGAGAGACGUGCGGAUGCUGUGACUGUGAGAAGCGCUGCGGUGCCCUGGACAUCAUGUUCGUCAUAGACAGCUCGGAGAGUAUUGGCUACACCAACUUCACCCUGGAGAAAAAUUUUGUUGUCAACGUGGUCAGCCGGCUGGGCUCUAUUGCCAAGGACCCCAAGUCGCAGACAGGUGCCCGUGUCGGAGUGGUGCAGUACAGUCACGAGGGGACCUUCGAAGCCAUCAAGCUUGAUGAUGAGCGCAUCGAUUCACUGUCAAGCUUCAAGGAGGCAGUGAAGCGCCUGGAGUGGAUUGCGGGAGGCACCUGGACACCAUCUGCUCUCCAGUUUGCCUACAACAAGCUCAUCAAGGAAAGCAGGCGAGAAAAAGCCCAAGUGUUUGCUGUGGUGAUCACGGAUGGGCGCUAUGACCCCAGGGAUGAUGACAAGAACCUAGGGGCUCUUUGCGGUAGAGAUGUGGUUGUCAACACCAUUGGCAUUGGAGACAUGUUUGAUCAGCCAGAACAGAGUGAGACCCUGGUCUCCAUUGCCUGCAAUGAACCCCAGCGAGUCCAGAAGAUGAGGCUCUUCUCAGACCUGGUGGCAGAAGAAUUCAUUGACAAGAUGGAGGACGUGCUCUGCCCAGAUCCACAGAUCGUCUGCCCUGAGCUGCCUUGUCAAACAGAUGACAGGAACCCUGGGAACGUAAACCCACUUAUUUUCCGCCCCAUGGAAGAGGGAGUCAACAUAGAUUUCCCCAGCACCAUACAUUCGAUCGCCCAGUUCCUAAACUCCACGCGGGAAACCCAGGACCCCAGCAUGUACACCCAGCUGGUGGCCACUUUGGCCUUUACCGCCGAAAAAGCCAAGUUUGCCACUGGAAAUGAGCGGCAAGAGUGGAUGGACUUGUUCAUUGACACCUUCAAAAUGGUGCACAGCGAGAUUGUGGGGGACCCAGAAACUGUGCUAGGGCUUUGCUGACAUGUCUGUUAGAGAUCCCGUGGAAGUGGGUGGAGGCAAAGGUUGAGUGGAGGUGGUAAUUGUCUUUCCUAGAGUGCCUGUUUGGCAGAGGGGACAGGUACAUCAGUAGGUGCUUUUAGUUUGUGAGAAACACAGGCAGUGAAAGAGCUUGGUUGCGCUCAGUCGGGCACACACAGGGCAGUCCUGUCUGACUUGGCUGGCUGAUGAGCGUGGCAGCUUUCUACAGUAAUGUCAAGAGAUGCUCUUGCUUUGCCCACUGCUUUUCUGCAGUCACCUCAGUGCUCCCCCGCUGCGCUCCCAGCCCCAACCCUCAGCCAGGCGUGAGCACCAGGCUCCACCAAGGAGGCUGCCAGUACGCGUGGCUGAGGGCCAGAGGGAGCCCCUCAUUUGCAGAGAGCCUAACGAUGCGCUUUUCCCACGCCUUCUUGCGUAUGUAUUUGCUGCUUGCUUCUGAAGCAUCUUCUGCCUCCUCUUGCUGGGUUGCCGUGAGGGCUUUCUUUGGGUCUUGCAAACCGUUCAUGUGACAAGACGGACAGAGCAAGGUGCGUCUCCUCUGGCCGCAGUGGGUGUCCCUGUACAACCAUUCAAUGGGCCGGUGGGGACAGCAAAGGGAAGGAGGAAAUAGGAUGGGAGAGGGGACAGCCCCGGCUUUCCAUUGAGAGCACCAAAACCUGGGGAGUGCUUCUCUCAGAAGCUGUAUGAGCUCCCUCCGCCCUUUUCUGUGCUUGUACUUCUGUGUUUCUUCUGUCUUAAUUAGCACCAUGUACCUGUUUAUAUCCAAGAGACAGAGGUUAUGUAGGGCUAGGCGGUCCAAAGCAAAAAUCCCUGACUGUGCGGUCAAACCUCUGUGAUGCGUUACGUGAGCUGUUUAAAAGCAAGUAUUUACACUUGGUGUAGUACAGCCCAUUUGAUCCAUACCCAGAGCUGGUUUGGUUCAGAGAGACUAAAGACCCACGGCUUGUGCUGCGGGAAUGUGCAUUUAGAUGAGGAGUGAUGUUUCCACGAGCUCAGCUGCCCCCGGUUUUCCCAAAAAUCCAGGCAGGUGAAUGCCAUUCCUACCCCCAGAAUAAUUGCUGCCCUCUCAAGCCAUAAGAAGAGAAAGUGGCAUUUCAUGUGCAGACACAAGAGAAGUGUUUACUGCCAGCAAGUGAAUUUUGCAGCCUCUCUAACUGACAUGGUAUUAUUGCAAUAAAAUAUACUAAGCAAAUGGCAUAUUUAAUGGCCAGAAGGGAGAUGUAUGGUCUUAAAAAAUGCUGUUGGGCUGUAAUGCUUCCAGAUGCACAAAGUGGAGCCAGUUGCCAAGGUCAGGAAUGGGAAAUGAAAUGAGGAACUUGCCCACUUUGAACUUUGUGCAGCAUUUUCUUCCAGCUCUGCUCCAACACCCGGGGCUUGCCAGUCUAGGUGAGAAGCCAUCCAGCGACAGGCUUGCAGGGGAGGUGUUUGUGUUGGUGAGCAGAUCAGAUGUGCUGCACAAAAACAGCCUUUCUCCCAAGGUUUUAGCACUUUUUGCUCCCAGUCUAUAGCAACAGGGAGCUCAGAGAACUCUACUGUUGGUGUUAUAGAGGGAAGAGACUUCAGAGAGCUUUACAUGGUGUUCUCCGUGUUUUAGGUGAAGGCAAAAGGAUCAGCCUGUGUCUGAGUCCGUAUGCUAGUGUCUGGUCAUAAUCCACGUAUUCCAGGUAGUCUGUGCAAAGCCAAGCUCCCUACUGUUUUGAUUUGUACCCCAAAAUUAGCAUGUGACUUAGCCUGCUGGGAUGCAGCUUAGGAGGACUGCACUCAGAGUAGUUAAGCUGCUUCAGCCAUGAUGCUAGAGGAAACCCCCCCAAAAAAAAUCACUGAGCUGAAGAGAACAUAUCAGGGCUGGGGUGUCUUGCUGAACAAGACAAGAAUUUGGCAAGACUUCAGCAACGGGAAUGUUUAUUUCAUUUCAUUGCAAAGCAGCCAUUUAUUUCCUUUCUUUUGGAAAUAUUUCCUAGCAAAGCAGUACAACAAAUGAAAACCUCUGCUCAUUGGGGGGGAAGAGAAAAUGUUGCUGGGCAGUACCUGUGUUGACCCUUGUUAGAUGGGGGCAGGGGGGUGUAGUGGUGUUUUGCUAGCAUAAUCCUGGCUAAUCCCUCUGAUAAAAUCGCAAUUUUCAUCACAGCAGUGGUUCCUUCAGUGAGGCUCUUGGGCAAAGGAAGGACACAGAAAAGGAGCUGGGGAAAGGACAGUCCACACCUCCCCAGAAGUACUUGAGGGGCUGUGAAAGGGGGAAGCCCCAGAAAGGGCUGGGAGGUCAGUCCCCAUCUCUCGGUCGCUUUCGUCUCCACUGUCAACACCAUGAGACAACAGAGAAAAUGCCAGAUACCCAGGUUUUAGAAGCAGCAGGAACAUGAUGGCGUGGUUGGGGUUACUCUGCACAUGCAAGUAAUUAGAUGGGUUGCUAAUGGCUGGAAAAUCGAUGGUAUUUCUGCUUUCAGUGCUGCCUCUGUUAGACAUCCUCAGCUGUGUCCUAGCACACGGUUCUCAGUUCGGUGAGCUGCAGGCAUUGAUGCCUUACUGUAAGCCACGUGAGGAGGACCAGUGCAGCAAUUAAAAGCAUGACAUGAAGAUUUAGUUGGCUUAAUUCAAAGGUGGUACCUCCGAGAACUUCUCCCCCAGUUAAGGAAAAGAAUCCUGUUCCUUGCUGCAGGAAAGGUCCUCAACUGUCAGAAAUGGGAACAAGUUGCAACGAAAGCAUGACACUAAACAGGACAAACCCAAGGUUUUGCUGCACUGCCUCAUAUCUGUUAAGUUGCCAUGGGAUAACUCACACAUAGGAGCAUCUUACCACACAGCUGGCAGGCGAGCAGCAGGCAGAGAGUCUCUGGGGAGUGCUCCUGCAGCAGAAGCUGCAACUGGAGAGCCAGGUGUGCAUCACGCUCUUGCUGAAGCUCCAUGGAGUGAUGCUGCUCUCAGCCACAGCCUGCUUAACUAGGAGCUCUUAAGGCUUGCUUCGGUUCCUGUGGGAGGUGGGUGGCUCUUGCUUGUCGUCUCAAGAAACAUGACUGCAUGUAGACAAGCGUCGGGGGGAGACUGGUAAUACUUCUCCAAUGCCAUAGGCAGCCCUCACUCCCGCUUGCUUGCUUCCACCUGCUUUUGCAGACCACUGUGUAGAUUUUGGACUGUGUGGUUGCAGGGGGCAUGCCUUCCUGCCUUUCCCCCUCCACGACUGCACAGAGCAGGUGAGAACCAGGAGUGCAGGUGCUGCCAAGGCAAAGCAUCCCUGUGGCAGCAGUGCCUGCACACUGGGAACUGCAGCAUCAAUGUUCCCUUAGACCACAUUUCUGAAGGAAGGUUGGGCAGAGGUGAGUACGUACCUUUAUUGCUUUAAAGGAAUGGCGUAUUGCAGUUGAAUUUGGAAAUGUGAUAUUCUAAAAGCUCAUGGGGGAAACAGCAUUUUUUUGGAGAUCUGACUGCAGUAGAAACCGAACUGCCAUUGCAGAAGCCUGUCAUUCGCAGUAGGACAAGGUACAGUAAGCACCAUUCAAGGUGUGCUGUUAUUGUAGGUAUGUUUUACAGUGGGGGCUAAGGAAAAAAGCAAGUCUACAAGGUCAGGGAACACGAUACAGAAACAACCAUAGACUUCUGCUGUGACCAGUGAGUUAGGUUAAACCAUAAGUACCAACAGAAAUUCCUGCAUCAGGUUUGACUGUUUUAUCAUGGAUGGCAGUGAUGCCAAAUAGUCUGUGAGCUCAGUGAUAUGCACCAUCAGAGCUUCUGCUACACUGUCUUGUGCUGUUGGAUUCAUGUUGGACACUGUCUCUGUAAUCUCAAGAGCGCAUGUAUCUGCUUAAAUACAGCUUUGCUGUUUGCUGAAUGUUGACUACACACAAAGUACUCAUGUACUAAAGAGUGAUCCGUUUGUUCCUCAGCUCAUAGGAGUUGUUACACCAGUUCAGCACCUUCCAUGCUGAAUCUGGCAGCCUUCAGCACUGAGGAAACACUUUAUCAAGUUGGAUUUGCUCAUAGUAUGGAAAUUAGACAUAAUAUGAUACUCCAAUCCCAAAAGUUACCCUGCCAAAAAUGGAUGCUCGAGCUGGGGCUGCUCCAGAAUCUCCUGUUCCUUGCCAGUCACACAACACAACAUGACAUCGGCUCCAGGGCUUCACCUUUUUGCGAUUCAAUCUGAGCCACAGAAUUACUUGACAGCGACACAGCCAUUGCCCUGAUGCCACCUCAGGGGGUGGCCAGCCGCAGCAGGUACACCACAAAUCAAUACUGCUGCUGCCGUUGUAUUCCCAACUAGUGCUUUCAUCAGAGAAGGAAAUUCAAAAGAGGAAAAUUCAACAGCGCAGAAAUGGAAUUGCUUCUGAGAGAAGCAGUGCAUGCAGAGGAACAGCAAAUGCAAUACACCCAACUACUGCAAAGGGAAGAAAUAACAGUCCCUAACUAACGGCUGGCUCCAAAGACAGCUAUUUUCUUCCCCUUUUUUAUUCUGAGUUUGUUCAUGGCAGAUAUAUUCGUAUGCCCACUUGCCCGCUUUGUGGACAGGUGCUGUUCUGAGUGACUGAAGAAGAACAAUGUCCUGCUGUGUUUCGCCCAGAUACUGGUCUUUUCUGUAUUACAAAAGCUGCUUUACUAUGAACAGGUGCACCGACAAGGAUAGUCUUGUUUUCCAACCACAUGACCCAACCUUUAUAAGCUCUUUAGGAAUUAGUGCUUGCUGAUGAAACUAAUCUGGCUGAAAGGUAUGAAAACAGCUUUCAUCCUCCAAAUCUGUGUGUGAAAAGUAGCUCUGAAAGUAAACCACUCCCUAGGAGUAACUGAGAGGUUUGCAGACACUGCCUGCCAUUAAUCACUGGAUAUUCCUCUUGCAGAUAAGAGCUGGGAACUGCUGUAAGAAGGUGGAUGUAAUUCUGGGGCUGAAAUGCAGACCUGUUUAAUCUCAUGCGUGUCUGUUACAGGCCCCAGAAUUAACAUUCAUUAAGACCUAGUGCCCAGGAGCUGAGGGUGUCAGAAGCAAAGCUCCUGCAUUACCAGCUGCAAAGACAUGCUUUGGGAGCAGAGUGGGGCUUGUUCUUCUUUGUCCAAAGAUGCACAGAGGCAAUUCCAGCCCAGACUGCCUGAGGCAAGCCCCAACUUUAUCCUGUAGGCUUUCUUAUGCUCCCAACCCUUGUCGUCUUCUUUCUC